AUGUACGCCGGCAUCAAAACCGCCACCGGCCUUACUCCCAUCAAGACGGCUCCGCUGAAGUCCAAGGCAGGAGAGGUCAUUACAGACCGGGGCAAGCAGCUGGAGCCCUGGGUGGAGCACUAUCUGGAGCUUCAUGGAGGAGUUGGAUGCCCCGCCCUCUGCGGAGGAACUCGGAAAAGCCAUCGACUGUCUCUCCUGCGGGGGCGGGGAGAUGGGAGGGACGGGAUCCCAUCGAAGAAGGGCCACGUCCCCCGGGACAUGCGAGAUGCCAACAUUGCCACCACCUAUAAGAAUAAAGGUGACCUCAGCGACUGCAAUAACUACCGCGGCAUUUCCCUCUUCACCGUCGUGGGAAAGAGCCUCGCCUCUCGUGUGUACAGCACAGUCUGCUACAACGGCGGAGCAUCUAACGCCUUCCCUGUGAGCAGCGGCGUAAAACAGGGCUGCUUCGUCGUGCCGACACUCUUUUGGAUCUUCUUCUCCAUGCUUCUCCGCGAGCCUCAUGGCAUGGAGAAAUAUGACUUGAAAACGGGCUCAGAUUUGGGAGCUCUCAGCGACGAGCAGCAAGAAAAACUCAAUGCGUUUAAGAUACAAACCCGGCAUCAAAACGAAAAAUAUCUGCGUGCCCACCCAGAAGUUGAAUGUAUGUUGGCAGAUUUCCUAAGGUAUGAAAAAAUCUACCUUUCAUUUGUCAUAGAAAAAUAA
Molecule: messenger RNA, 705 nt
Organism: Acanthosepion pharaonis
Lineage: Eukaryota; Metazoa; Mollusca; Cephalopoda; Sepiida; Sepiidae
Source: the annotation of a GenBank genome assembly